Molecule: messenger RNA, 912 nt
Organism: Endocarpon pusillum Z07020
Lineage: Eukaryota; Fungi; Ascomycota; Eurotiomycetes; Verrucariales; Verrucariaceae
Exons: 3
Coding region: 1-912 (303 amino acids)
Source: RefSeq, a predicted model, not a curated record
AUGGCAUCCGAACCAUUCCCCAGCGAGUUCGGGUCGGAUUCCAACCGGAGCGAUGAAGAACGUUUCCCAGAGGUCUUUCGUCAAGGCCCUAUGGCAGACAGGCACAAGGCCACGCGUAUCGUUCCAAUGCGGGUACUUGUGUUUGGUCUACCACGAACAGGAACAUCCUCAAUCAAAGUUGCCCUGUCCCGUAUGGAUUUCAACAAUAUAUACCAUUUUCGUAGCGUUAUCCACGACCCCGAUGACGCACAGUGGUGGUUAAGGGCUGGAGAUGCAAAAUGGAACAGGAGAGGCAAAUUCACCAAAGAAAAUUGGGAUCAGCUUCUAGGACACUGCCAGGCUGUUUGUGAUCUACCUUCUGCCGCUUUCGCGGAUGAGUUGAUCGCAUCUUAUCCCGAAGCCAAAGUUGUGAUACUCAACCGUGAUGUUGACAAGUGGUAUAUCUCCAUGACUCAGACUAUCCUCAAGGUUGCGUCGCCAAAUGCUUGGUCAGUGCUACGUGACCUCCUCGAUUGGAGAGAGUUAGGGCAGGUUUGGAAAAUGCUUGGUCAGCAGAUGUAUAACAUGUUUGGCUCGCGCCCUGGCGGCAUGAGCGAGAGCAACAUGAAAGCCAGUUUCAUUGAAUACCAUGAGCACAUUCGCAGGAUUGUUCCCAGAGAAAGACUCCUUGAGUUCAAGGUUCAAGAUGGUUAUAAGCCUCUCUGCGAUUUCUUAGGAGUCCCCGUGCCUACGACCGUGAUUGGCGAGAAGGAAGUCGAGGAGCCCUUUCCAAGGGUGAAUGAGGGCGCGGCCUUUCACGAUAGAGUCAAGGCCCUGCGCCGGUGUCAAAACAGGCGGAUUUUGAAGAAAAUCGGCAAACUCGUGAGUGCUGUUGUAUUGGUCGGAGUGGGACUAUGGUACUUGCGCAGAUGA